Messenger RNA from Neltuma alba, 525 nucleotides. RefSeq names its product disease resistance protein RLM3-like. The record is from RefSeq and is a predicted model, not a curated record. Lineage: Eukaryota; Viridiplantae; Streptophyta; Magnoliopsida; Fabales; Fabaceae. The transcript is spliced from 2 exons. Gene Ontology annotation, biological process: signal transduction. The coding region runs from base 1 to 525 and encodes 174 amino acids.
AUGUGUAUAUUUAAGCCUAAAACCAGAGAAACUCACCAUGUUUUCAUCAGCUUCUGCGGUGACACCCGUUCUGGCUUCACGAGCCAUCUCGAAGCAUCUUUUACCCGCCACGGAAUCGUACCUUUCUUAGACCACAAAAUCGACAGAGGAGAUAAAAUGUUCCCCACGCUCUUGCGAGAAAUCAAACGAUCCAGGAUUUCGGUCGUCGUUUUCUCAAAAGAGUACGCCAGUUCAGAGUGGUGUUUGGAUGAGCUAGUAACGCUAAUGGAAUGCAACAGGAAGAGUGAACAGAUUGUGAUACCCUUUUUCUAUGGAGUGAAGCCCAAAGAGUUGAGAGAGCAAUCGGGGAAUUAUGCAGCUGCUUUUGCAGAACAUGAACAAUCUUAUGGUCGUCGAAGAGUAAAAAGGUGGCGGAGGGCCUUGACAAAAGCAGCCGAUGUCUCUGGUUGGGAUAGAUCCUCUUACGGAACGGAGUUUGGGCUUGUUGGGGAUAUAGCGAUUGACGUGAAGAACAAAUUAGAAUGA